CACACACCAUGAAUCCGUGGGAAAGCAAAUGUGCAUGUUUUAUAUGUCGUACUGCUCCCUUUGCGAGUCAUCUUGAGAGUUGAUAUCCGUUUUGCUACAGUUCUACAGUCGUUCAUUUUUGCUCAUUCAUUGGUUUUCAUUGCAACGACAUGCGUUCUUUCUCGUCACUCGCUAUUGCCGCGCUUCUAAGCGCUUUCUCAGCCAAUGCUUCACCACUGGCUAUGGAGAAGAGGGUGGCUGUUACCGAUGAACUCAUCAGUGACAUGGGUUUGAUGAGCCAAUACGCUUCAGCAGCCUACUGCUCCGAUAACUACAAUUCACCUGGCGACAAGGUCAGCUGCGUGGACGGAAAGUGUCCACUGGUUCAAGCCGCAGAUUCAAAUACUGUAGCCGAAUACAACGAAGACGACAAAUCAACAGAUGUAACAGGUUACAUCGCCGCAGACCAUACCAACAAACUCAUCAUCGUAUCCUUCCGUGGCAGCAAGACUCCAGAAAACUGGCUAACGAACUUCGAUCUCGGCAUGACCAAAACCGACAUCUGCACUUCCUGCUCCGCCCACCGCGGUUUCUGGCGAUCCUGGCUCGACGCCCGCGACCGCGUCCUACCAGCCGUAUCGCAAGCCGUCACCGCAAACCCUUCUUACGAGAUCCGCGUAACGGGCCACUCCCUCGGCGGCGCCAUCGCCACGCUCGCCGCAGCCAGCAUGCGCAAUGCAGGCCGCACAGUAGCACUAUACACCUACGGCUCACCGCGCGUCGGCGGAAGCAAGAUAAGCGACUACAUCACCAAGCAAGCCGGCGGUAACUACCGCAUCACGCACUGGAACGACCCCGUGCCCAAACUCCCGCUGUUGACAAUGGGAUACGUACAUACGAGCCCGGAGUACUACAUCAACAAGCCCAACGGCAAGGAUGUAGCUGCAGCCGAUGUCCAAGUGUACGAGGGAGCGGUUAGCUUUCGCGGAAAUAUGAAAUGGUUUCUUGUGGAUGUCGAUGCGCAUAUGUGGUAUUUCACCAACGUGAAGAUGUGCGAUGCGAAGAAGAUGAAGAGGGGGGAGUUGGAUAUCACGGGGGUAAAGGGGGGUAAGAUGGAAGUUAUGACGCUUUUCUAAGGAAGAUAGGGAUGAGAUGCAUGGGGAUUAGUUUGCUAUGUAGUGGUAAUGAUGUGUAUAAUAAACCAAACAAUGGGAAAUCGUGAGCGUAAAGAGAUCGUUAGGGGGGGUAUCAUUAAGAACGCCGAAUGAAACACCGAAUGAAAAAAGAAAUGGAAGAGGUUGUUCAGCAUUCUAGA
Molecule: messenger RNA, 1294 nt
Organism: Bipolaris sorokiniana ND90Pr
Lineage: Eukaryota; Fungi; Ascomycota; Dothideomycetes; Pleosporales; Pleosporaceae
Exons: 3
Coding region: 150-1115 (321 amino acids)
Biological process (GO): lipid metabolic process
Source: RefSeq, a predicted model, not a curated record